CGGGAAGUUGUUGCUGUAGCAGUAAACGAAGAAGAAGACGCUUUUGAGAGGACAUCGCCAUACAUUCCCCGCGAGUCUACGGCAUUUAUCGACUGAAAACCGGUAUAAGAAUAUACGCCUAAAGCACUUGGGAUUUUUAGGCUGAAGCAGAAUCCAGUGUAUCCAGUUUCAACUUGAGGAAUUUGAUCUCUCUUACCUCACUAACACGUUUCAGGAUUGUGGACGGCAAUUUUAAUACACUUGUUACCGAACAAAACAAACUGUUUCCAAACUUUUGACACAUACAAAGAAAGAAAACGUCAGGAUCAAGUCAUGUCUCGCCGAAGAAGCCGCAGCCCAUCACCAAGGGACUUAAAACGUUCCUGCAGCAGUAAUGAUCCUCGAGAUUUGGAGAGAAGAAUUUUUGUUGGGAAUUUGCCAACCUCUGACAUGGAAAAGAAGGAUUUGGAAGAGAUGUUCAAUCCAUACGGGAAAAUUGUCGGCGUAUCCAUGUUUCGUGGGUUUGGAUUUGUACAAUUUGAACGUGUUGAGGAAGCCGAAGCUGCAAAGGCUGCCCAAAAGGGUCGAAUAUAUAAAGGUUAUAAAAUAGAUGUAAAUAUGGCAGUGGAACGACGGCAAGUUAAACCUCAAUCCCAGCCGAGCCCCCCACGAAGGGCCCCAUACGGCAGUUAUGGAGACAGCAAGGAUCCUCGGCCUCGAUCCCGCUCACCUGCUUAUGGACGAGAUGGACGGGAGCCACGGGACAGCCGCGAUGGGAGGGACUCUGGUCGAGAGCCAAGGCCAGGCGGUCACUCCCGUGACAAUGAUUACCGCUACCGUAGCUCAGAGAGCAGAGACAAAGACGUCAGAGGAGACCCACGAGACACAAGAGAUUCACGAGACCCACGAGAUUCACGAGACCCAAGAGAUUCACGAGACCCACGAGAUCCUGCAUACAGGAGAGAUGAUUAUGACAGAUACUUACGCAGCAGCAGUGGUGCAGAAGACUUUUACCGGAGGAAGGAUGAACCCUACAGGGAUCAAUUCAGAGAUCCAUGGAACGGACGACGUGAGCCUGAGGCAGACGACCGUGUCCGACCUGAAGAGCGGCGGCGUAAUGAACUGUAUCGUCAGUAUUAUGAAGAGCUUCAGCGGCGCUAUGACAGCGAUCGUCCUGUUGACUGCUCUGUGAUAGUCGUCAACAAGGCACAAAAUAGGGAGUAUGCCGAGACGGUCGGGCGGAAGGUCCGUGACUUGGGCAUGGUGGUGGACUUGAUCUUCCUCAACACUGAAGUGUCCCUCACUCAGGCUCUGGAGGAUGUAGGCCGAGCCCGCACUCCCUUUGCUAUCAUCAUUACCCAGCAGCACCAGGUGCAUCGCUCCUGCACUGUCAACAUCUUGUUCGGCACACCGCAAGAACAUCGAAACAUGCCUAUGCAGGACGCCAUGAUGCUCGUCGCCCACAACUAUGACACAUACAAAGUGGAAAACCGUGAAAAAGAACGAGAGGAGAUCGCCAGAAAAGCAGCCAAGAUGGCAGACGAUGUGUUGCUCAGGGAGCCUGACAGAGAGAGCCACCCCGUUUCUGUUCUCACUGCCAUCACUCUGCUGACUGAAAACAGAUUUUUGACUCCGGAAGAACUGGAAGGUCUCAUUGCCUACCUGAAGGACAAAAGAACCCGUUUGGUGCGAAGUGCUGCGGACCCUCUUUCAGCUCCAGUCCAUGUCACAACUCCUGUGGAAGCCCAGUCCCCGGCUGUAGGACUUCCUCCGUCCUCCCACUCUGCUCACUCAGCCUCACAGUCCAGUCACCUCGGCCUGUCCGCUGCGAGCGGCAGCUCGGCGAAUCCAAGCCAUCAGCAGGAACUGCAGGCAAAAAUCCUCAGUCUGUUCAACAGUGGCACCGGGGCGGGGUCGAGUGUCGGCGGCAUCUCCUCCAUCUCCUCACACCCGUCAUCCUACGGUUCCCUCGGCCCGCCCACUUCCCACAACCCCUCUCGUCCAGCCAUGUCCGCCCCGCCUCUAGCUGCACCCCAGGGUUAUGGCGCCCCGUCGGGACGCAUGCCAGUCGUACCCGGUGGUCAAAGGCCUUCCAACUCUACUUCAGGUAUCAAUUUUGACAACCCGAGUGUCCAGAAAGCUCUUGACACGCUUAUACAGAGUGGACCAUCUCUUAACCACCUGGUGGGACCUGGGGCUCCUCAGCAGCCACCCCCCAGACCGGGACCCAACAUGGGCCAGGCCCCAAGUAUGUCCAUGUAUCCUCGACACUACUGAAGGGUGUGGGGAAUUAAUUAUGUGUCCUAAUGAGAGUUACUCUUACACAAGUAAACACCACAUCAAACCUCUGGAGUGGAUUUACCAGCUGUGUAUAGGUAGACUGUAGGAAUGUUUUUGUAAAAGCUUUUAAUUUUUGUUUUCUUUUUUUUUUUUUAUCUUUUUACUCUGGGCAGUGUUCUCAGUGGGUUUAACUUGUUCAGACUACUUAUCGAUUUGUAUUUUCAAUUACUAGCCAAUAGAUAACCGAAUCUUGAUACAUGAAGAUAUGUUGCAUGUGUUGUAUAAUUUAGACCCUUAUAGAACACCUCGGUUUUUUUUCCCAACCAUGAUCUGUCGUGUUUUAUAGGUUUUUGCACAGUUUUAAUUUGUAACACGUUUCAUUGUCAAAACAAUUGUGAUUAAAAACUCAACACAGUUGCUGUAAUAAAA
Solea solea (common sole) is the source of this 2688-nucleotide messenger RNA. RefSeq names its product nuclear receptor coactivator 5 (gene ncoa5). Gene Ontology annotation, cellular component: nucleoplasm. Gene Ontology annotation, molecular function: RNA binding. Bases 313 to 2256 code for a protein of 647 amino acids. Lineage: Eukaryota; Metazoa; Chordata; Actinopteri; Pleuronectiformes; Soleidae. The record is from RefSeq and is a predicted model, not a curated record. Gene Ontology annotation, biological process: regulation of signal transduction. The transcript is spliced from 12 exons.